Coprinopsis cinerea okayama7#130 is the source of this 1215-nucleotide messenger RNA. RefSeq lists its product as hypothetical. The transcript has 4 exons. NCBI's taxonomy places the organism in Eukaryota, Fungi, Basidiomycota, Agaricomycetes, Agaricales, Psathyrellaceae. The record is from RefSeq and is a predicted model, not a curated record. The coding region runs from base 1 to 1215 and encodes 404 amino acids.
AUGUCGCCCCAGAGUCUAGGGACUAGAGAACACCUCGCUUCCUGGUCGAAACGGAUAUUCUUCAAACCCGAGUUAUACCGUGCUCGUUAUGAUGUCCCACCCCGGCUACAAAAAACCCUCGGAUAUGCUUUCUACGCUCUUACCCUCGACCGCAAACUAAACAACGGCAAGGACUUUUUUGAUUCCGACGACCCUAUCGAUGGAUCUGUUCGGGAAGAGCUGGAAGGAAUCGUGGAUAAGGUUACUCAGGCUCGAAGGCGCACCAUACGGAUGGAAUGGUCCUGGAAGGAAUUUCUUGACGGUGCUGAUCAGUGUCGACACGAUCCCGACCUUCUCCUGCAACGGUUUCCGCCACCACCCCACAUGGCACAGUCCCCGAUUGAUUACCCUGUGUCUUUCGUGGAUCGCGACGGAAGACUUCUCUAUAUUUACCUUCCAUCUUUGUUGAGCCAAACACGCGUUAAAACCAUUUUCGAUGCGGCGGCAAAGGUUUUCCGCUCGCAGUCCUCAGACUUCCAAAAAGAGCUGGGGAAUAAUAUCCUCGAACACGAGAAGGUACUUCCCCCCAACCCCACAUUACAACCAGGCGGAUUGGCCCUGUUUCCGGCCAAAGGCCAUAGCCAGCAUCUCCCUUGGGAGCAACAUGUCCCUCCUUCUCCAACCUUCUCCAACCCCAGGCACUGCCAUGCCGCUUUCGACUUCCUCGAUUCGAUCGACGCGGAAACUACAGGCAUUCUCGGUGCUGUGCUUGCUUUAACAAGUCCCAACCACCUGCAUGUCGUAUACGAGUUGUUUGAAGCUCUAGAAUCUCGAACAUUGGUUCCCCAGGAUCAACAGCUCUUCGCCGACAUCAUGCAGCAUUGGGCGUUUCCUUUCACCGACGUUUACCUUCACGCAAAUGCCCAACUGUCCGACUCCUACCGCACUCAUUACCGACCCCAUACCCUCCAACUGUACUUUUCCGCGGGUCUCUCAUCAGAGAACACUCUUAAGGUUGAAGGGCUUCACCGGCAAUUCACGUUCGGGCCUGGUUCCAUCGCUAUCGGAUAUCCAGCGAUGUUCCUUUCAGAAAUGUGCCCCGGAGGGAACGACGACCAGGUAAUGUUUGCGGGAUGCAUCGACGAUCUAUUGAGGGGCACGCUCACCUCCGUUCUCCAUCCCUUGCCUCUCAACGACACUGAAUAUAAUGACUACAUUUCGCAUAUGCUUGGAUAA